AUGCUCUCUGCCGUUGUUCUCUUAGGGCUCGUCAUCCCUUCCGGCUCAGCAUUUUCGCUCAUGCCAGCAGCUCGUUCAGGUAGUUGGCACAUAACAACAUUCGGAACAAGAGGCGGCAUGAUGAGCAUGGCAUGCACCCUCUCACCUCCUGCUCUGAAUGUUGGCGUGAAAUCCUCUCCCCUUCUAUCCUCUCCCCUCCCUCACCUCCUCUCGCCUCCCCUCCUCUCAUCGCGCUCCAUCAUUUUCUCUCCUCACUGCUUGGCAGGGUUCAGUGCAAUGAGCGGCAGGUUGCCGGCUCCUCUGUGCUCGCAGCGAAGCAGACCUGCGCUGACAAGCACGAGGAUGAUGUUUGACCAGCUCACCGGCCGGCUCGACGAAACACUCAAGAGGCAAGAGAGCGAACAGGAGGAUUGGGAGGGAAAGGAGCAGGAGCAGGAGCAGGAGCAGCAGCAGCAGCAGCAGCAGCAGCAGCAGCAGGAGCAGGACAGGCUGACCGGGAAGAAGACCAUAACAGAAAACAACAUUGAGACAGCGCUCAAGGAUGUGAGACGAUCUCUGCUCGAAGCUGAUGUCAACCUGGACGUCGCCACCUCCCUCAUCCAGGAGAUCCGCCAGCGAGCAGUCGGCAUGCAGGUGGUGGAGGGCGUGUCCCCCGGGCAGAUGUUUGUCAAGAUCAUGCAAGAGGAGCUCACCAAGAUUCUCGGAGGAGACGCGUCUCCUCUUGCCAGGGAGAGCAAAGGAGUUACUGUCAUCCUCAUGACCGGACUUCAGGCAAUUCCUCCUCCUCUUCCUCCUCCUCCUCCUCCUCCUCCUCCUCCUCCUCCUCCUCCUCCUCCUCCUCUUGACCCUGACCCGGACCCUGACCCGGACCCUGACCCUGAUCUCCUACUUGCAUGCCAUGCUGAAGCCUCUGGCAGGGUCCUGCUUGCUGCCUGCGACGUCUACAGGCCAGCAGCGAUUGAGCAGCUGGAGCAGCUGGCAGCUCAGACCAACACAUCCGUCUUCACCAAGGGUCUGGACGCAAGUCCGGUGGACAUUGCUAGGGAUGCCUACAACUAUGCCACGAUUCCCUCUGAUCAUGGUCUUGCUCAGAACGGGUUUGACACCCUCAUCAUCGACACAGCUGGGCGUCAGGUGAUCGACCAGCCGCUCAUGAACGAGCUAAAGGCCAUCAAGAACAUCGUUCAGCCCCAAGAGGUCAAGAAUUUUUCACUAGCUCCUCCUCGCCUCAAGCCCCACUACAUGCUGCUCUCCCUCCAGCUCUGCCUUCAGGUCCUGCUUGUCGUCGAUGCCAUGACGGGACAAGAGGCCGCAAACUUGACAAAGGUUGUAAAGCCUUCAACGAUGCAGUCGGCAUUACAGCUCACAUCCCGUCCCUGUUCUCUCCUCGCUCCUCGACUCGUUUCUUCGCCCGGCUCUUGCCUCCUUCUCCUCCUUCUUCUCCUUCUUCUCCUUCUCUUUCUCCUCCUUCUUCUCCUUCUCCUCUCACCCACCACAGGAGCUGUGCUCACCAAGCUCGACGGCGACACGAGAGGAGGUGCUGCUCUGUCCGUCCGGCAAGUCUCAGGAAAACCCAUCAAGUUCGUGGGAGUAGGAGAGAAGGUGAAGAUACAUCCUCCUCCUCGUCCGUCGAGGCCCUCGAGCCAUUCUACCCUGACAGGAUGGCGUCACGUAUCCUUGGCAUGGUUGACGAUCUUCCUUGUUUUCCUCUCCCUCUCUUACAAUUUCGACGAUUUUGUUGCACAAAGCAGAGCGAUCAAGCAGAUGGGAAGUUUCGGUAGAUUUGAGUCUCCUGUUUUCCUCUCGUCUCGUCUCGCGGGAUGCUCAAAAUGCUUCCUGGCGCUUCCGGCAUCUCAUCGGAUCAGCUGGCGCAGGUUGAAGAUUGCAGAGUCAAUGAUCAACUCGAUGACCAAGAAAGAACGCAAGAACCCUUCGCUGCUCACAAGCGAUAUCACCGCCAAGUCACGUCUUGAUCGCAUCGCCAAGGGGUCGGGCAGGAGCAUGAAGCAGGCGCAGGAGUUCAUGUCUGAUUUCACAAGGAUGCGCAUGAUGAUGCGAAAUAUGGGAAAGAUGGCUAUGGGUGCACAGGCAGCAGGUCAAGGGCCUCCAAUGCCAAAUGCCGAGAUGGAUCCCUCCAUGGCCUUCGGAAAUCGUUCUCUUAGGCGCAAGGCCGCAAAGGGCAAGAAGGACAAGAAGCCUGCGAGCAAAGGGUUCGGCAAGUAGAGGACAAGGAUGUAGAUGAGGACGAUAAACUCAACCACUUCCGAUG
This is a messenger RNA of Guillardia theta CCMP2712, 2269 nucleotides long. RefSeq lists its product as hypothetical. Gene Ontology annotation, molecular function: GTP binding; 7S RNA binding; GTPase activity. The record is from RefSeq and is a predicted model, not a curated record. The coding region runs from base 1 to 2223 and encodes 740 amino acids. Gene Ontology annotation, biological process: SRP-dependent cotranslational protein targeting to membrane. The transcript is spliced from 20 exons. Lineage: Eukaryota; Cryptophyceae; Pyrenomonadales; Geminigeraceae. Gene Ontology annotation, cellular component: signal recognition particle.